AUGAGCCACGGCCUCACAACGCGCGGCAGUAUCGCAGCCAAGUCAGACGAUGGCAUGCUUCUCUGGAAGAUCAUUCAGGACCUUUUGGACCCGGGAACGAACACUGGAGGCUAUACGUGGUUUUCGCCGGAGAUGAUCGUCGAGUUGAUGCGGUUAUGCCAAAAGUACAAUAUGCACCUCAUCAGUGACGAGAUAUACGCGCUAUUCGUCUGGAAUUCUACAAUCGAUACGCAGCCAGCACCGGCAAAUGCGGCGUUCUUUCUAUGGGUUGAUCUUGGUAAGGCCUAUCGUGAACAGUAUCCAGGCAUAGAAGUUCGAGACAUCAGCACGGGGGUCAUGCGCGCGUUGCUGGACAAGAACGUGUUCUUGGCAUCUGGAAAGCAGUUUCGCUCCGAGCAGCCGAGAUGGUUUAGGAUCGUUUUUUUCAACAAGAAGGAGCUUUUGUUGGAAGGUCUCGAAGGGGUUGCUGCUGCGUUAGAUGUGUAA
Molecule: messenger RNA, 486 nt
Organism: Colletotrichum orchidophilum
Lineage: Eukaryota; Fungi; Ascomycota; Sordariomycetes; Glomerellales; Glomerellaceae
Exons: 3
Coding region: 1-486 (161 amino acids)
Biological process (GO): amino acid metabolic process; biosynthetic process
Molecular function (GO): pyridoxal phosphate binding; transaminase activity
Source: RefSeq, a predicted model, not a curated record